GGGAACUCCGAUUUCGAGAUCGUCUUGUACUAGGUCGUCCAAAAUUAUCCAAUUUUUACAAUUAUUUCACGUUAGUCGGUUGGCUCGUCUAGUUACAUAGUUAUUACGCAUAAAAUGAAACAAUUACGUUCCAAAUCAGGGACGUAUCGUGUUUUCGUUACCCCUUAGAGCGUGGCUUUUGUAGUAAGGCCCCAAAACGUUUUAUUCGGAAUUAUUAUAGUUAUUUAUACGUGAUAUUUAAAACGUAGUCGGUCUAAAAAAAGAACCACAUCCAAUUUUAAAGGUCGACUUUGCGAGGUUUCGAGGCGCGCUCAAUUGUCAACACGUUUUUGUUCUCUCUCCGACUUUCGCGCGAUUUUUUUCAGUAUUCGUGUGUGUGUGAAAAAAAAACAUCGACAUCUCCCUCCGGAAUAUGCGAAACGAUAAAGGGAAAUUCCGCGCGUUUUUACGAGAAUCCGGCGCGGUAAACUCGCCUCCCGGCUUUCAAUUCCUUGGGCCGCCGCGUAUCGCACGUCACGUGACCACCGUUAUUUAAGCUACGAUGCCCGCGAAAGCUUUCCAGUUUGAAACUGCCCGUAUAGAUCGUUUAAUGCUGGUGUUAUCUCUGGUUAACUAACGACGAGUUUUUUGUUUGCGAGAUACGCCGCAAUGACGAAACUGCACAGCGUAAAGUUGGCCAUCCCCCUGCUGGGGGUGAUGCUGUGGGUGUUGUCGAUCCACGCGGGAAUCUUCUCCGACGCCACCCUUAUUUUGGCCCCCCCGAGUUCAGGUGGCCGCUGCGAUUACGAACACGUCGACAUCUUCGAUGCGAUCCGUGACGACGACCUCAACCGGUCGGUCAGUUUCGCGGAUCGCGUGGUGGGUUCCAUGAAGCGCCUGGAGGACAACUUGCUGUGGUCCAGCAUAACGGUGCACGACGGAACCCCGUCCCACGGCAUGUUGAUAUCCUUCGGGCCGGAGCGCGAGGCGGCGGACGAAUCGAAACACGGCGUGACCGCGCUGCGGGCCACCAAUCAACUAAUGAACGAAUUUUGCGGCAGGCUGCCGAAAGAGGACGGUGAGGCGGUGAGCCAACGUCAAUGCGCGCGACUCAUGGGCAGGUUCAGUUUCCGAGACACUCCCCUGGCCGGGGCCUGCGGGUCCCCGAUCACCUGCCCGCCCGACGCUCCGUAUCGAUCAAUCAACGGUAGCUGUAACAACCCGGCGCUACCUCGCCGAGGCGAAUCCUUCACCGGCUACUCGAGACUCCUGUACGCCGACUAUUCGGAUGGUGUCCACCAGCUGCGACGCUCGGUCUACCGGAAGCCGCUGCCCAACGCUCGGAAGAUAGUCAACGGGCUGACCGCGGAUCACGAGCAGGUGCCCGCGGAGAAGGCCACCUUGGCACUGAUGCAGUGGGCUCAGUUUUUGGAGCACGAUCUCAGCAGAUCAGCGACUGCGGUCGGAAUCCACACGGACAACCCGAUCGAGUGCUGCAGCCAGGAGGGCGGCAAUCUGUCGCCGCGCUACGUCCACCCCUUCUGCUCGCCCAUCCACGUCGGUUUCGACCGCGCGUACGCCGACAAGGGCGUCGACUGCUUGAACUUUGUGCGAUCGAUCCCUGCCAUAAGGGCGGACUGCACCUUCGGCGCCGCCGACCAGGUGAACCAAGCGACCCACUACCUGGACGGUUCGCAGAUUUACGGCUCGUCCGAACGCAAAUCCGCGUCGCUGAGGACGUUCGCCGGCGGCAAGUUGCGUACCUCUAAAUACGGCGGCCGUACGCUGUUGCCGCUGUCCGCGCAGCCCACGCACGAUUGCCAGAUUUUCUCCAAGAGUUCGCCGUGCUACGAGUCGGGCGAUCCGCGGGUCAACUUCCAGCCGCAGCUCGCGCUGAUGCACACCCUGUGGUACCGGGAGCACAACCGCGUCGCCGACGAGCUCGCCGCGCUUAACGCUCACUGGAACGACGAGACCUUGUUCCAGGAGGCGCGGCGCGUCGUCGUCGCCGAGAUGCAGCGCAUCACGUACGCCGAGUGGCUGCCCGCGCUCUUGGGCUCCGAGGCGAGCGCGAGGAUCGCGAAUUCUGCCGGCUACGACGCCGCCGUCGACGGCUCUGUGUCGAACGCCUUCGCCACGGCGGUGAUGCGUUCCAUGAAGUCGCUGUCGGACGGCGCGCCGAAAUUCUACGGCGAAGACCGCGAGGCCAACGAGUCAAUCUUCAUCCGCAACUACUUCCACAACCCGUCGGUGUUGCGACAGGAGGGCGUGCUGGACGCUUUGGCCCGCGGCCUCGCCACCCAGAAGAGCCAAAAGCUGGACGUCUACUUCGCCGAGGACUUGAUCAACCAGCUGUACAGCAACGGGCGCUACGGCUUCGACGUGCUCAGUUUUGACGUGGAGCGGGGCCGCGACCACGGUCUGCCCGGCUACGCCGCCUACCGGAGGCUUUGCGGACUGCGCAAGGUUCGACGUUUCGCGGACUUUGCCGACUCCGUGCCGCAGGACCACAUCGAGCUGUUGUCGCGGAUCUAUGCGAGUCCGCACGACGUCGACUUGUUAAUCGGCGGCCUCCUCGAGACGCCGGAGCCGUCCUCGCUGCUGGGUCCCACUUUUGCGUGCAUCCUGUCCGACCAAUUGGCGCGCACUCGCCGUGCCGACCGCUACUUUUACGCGAACUCCGCCCAACCGAAGCCCUUCUCGCAAGAGCAGCUCGCCCAGCUGGAGAAGGUGUCGUUCGCUAGGAUUUUAUGCGACAACGGCGACGACAUCCGGCGCAUGCAGCCCGACGCCUUCGAAACGAUCGGCGAGAGCAACUCUUUGGCGGCGUGCGACGACCCGGAGGCGAUCCCGAGGCCGCGCCUCAGUCCGUGGAUCGACUACGUUCCGAUUUCCGUGAACGUUUGAAGCCCCGCCCCCGCCGUAGACUGACUGACCGAAGGCUGUUUGCUAGCUUAUAAGUUAGGUUAAGUUCUCCGCGGACAGUAUUCGCGCUACCCGGCGGCCCGUCCGUUUAAUUUAAGCUACGUUAGCUUGUUCGUACUUAUUUUGAAAUUUGUACGUAACCAUUGUUUGUUUUUAUUAAAUAAAUAUAUCCGUUUUGAA
Messenger RNA from Cylas formicarius (sweet potato weevil), 3084 nucleotides. RefSeq names its product peroxidase-like. Gene Ontology annotation, molecular function: peroxidase activity; heme binding. Lineage: Eukaryota; Metazoa; Arthropoda; Insecta; Coleoptera; Brentidae. Gene Ontology annotation, biological process: response to oxidative stress. The record is from RefSeq and is a predicted model, not a curated record. The transcript is spliced from 9 exons. Bases 649 to 2886 code for a protein of 745 amino acids.